ACUCGAGAUGCUGGAAUCUGAGCUUUCCUAUCAUAACAGGCUCAAUGUAUAGUUCCAGCUCCCCUUUGACACCAUGCGACCGCCUCGUAUCCAUCCCUUGCCGGCGGUACAGUGCGGACGCCACCCUGCUGCUCGUGGGAUUCGUCGGCGCCGGGAAGAAAACCCUAGGCAUCAUUGCAUCGGUCGCGCUGCGUCGCAGGUUCAUUGAUUUUGAUGCUGUAUUUCGCCAGGAGGUGCAACUUUCUCCUCAGGAGUACAUUGCGCAACACGGUCCUGCGCGAUACCGAGAGCUGGAGCUCAAAUUGACUCGAACAUUGCUAGAGAAAUGCUCUACAGGAUGUGUAAUAACCAUCACUGGUGUGGGAUGGUCAGCGAAUCGCCAACAGCAGGUGCUUCUAAAGGAUUUUGCACAAAAUCAUCCUGUGGUGUAUGUCAGACGCGACAGGGCGGAUCUUCAGCGGUUCAUCAUGACCACCAGCCCAGACAAGUUCAACCGAAUCUUUCAAGCAGGCAAUGAGUUUUUCCAGUCAUGCUCCAGUUUCGACUUCUUCAAUCACACACAAGAGAAGGUGACUGAUUACGCUGGUCGCCCCCUCCCGGCGUAUAUCAAACUCAAGGAGGCUGAGCGAGUGUUCCUGAGGUUUUUGCAUCAAAUCUUCGGGCGCACUUUUCAUGUGCUCUACUCUUCGGACCCGUUCUCACCGUCUCAUACAUAUGCGCUGCAGGUGCCGUUGACCUGGUUGGAAGGCAGUCCGGACUUGGGACUAUUGGAGAGUGGUACUGACGCGGUUAACCUUGUGAUUGACGGGGUUGCAGUCGAUUUCGAUAGUGGUCCAUUUAUGGAAAGGAUUGCUAAGCAUAUGGCGACAAUCCGUAAACAUACCCGGGUUCCAAUCUCCAUUGAGGUUCCUCAGCAGUUAAGUCCUAGAUGCUGCGAGCUCUUGGAGAUGUUUUUUCGACUGGCGCCCGAUGUUGUGGCGUGUCCUGUUGACAGCCCCGAUUUGAGCCGAUUAAAGCUGGCCAAAGGCCACACAAAGAUCAUUGCCACCUGUCAGUCAAGCUCUAUGACGGGAAACCAGAGCAUAUUUUCUGAAGUUCGCUCUCUGCUGGAAAAGACAGAUGAGCUUGGCUUUGACGCUUUUCGCAUUACUGCCGAGCCCAGCUUCCCUGGCGAUCUCACUAACCUGACUUUACGACAACGGCUGGGUGAGAUAACCGACAUUCCCAUAACCGCAUACCAUACUGGGCCACUCGGCCGAGCAUCUAUAUGUCUAAACCCUGUUCUCUCACCAGUGAUACUCCCAUAUUUACCAGAACGUGACAUAGGAGUUACACUCGCAUCAGCCCAGCAAGCACUUACAUCCUGCUACCUACUCCCAAAACAAACAUUCACCGUAUUUGGCCAAAGAGUCCAAAACAGUCUAUCACCAGCAAUGCACAACGCGGCCUACAAUGCCUGCGGCCUACCACACAAUUACGACUUAUUAUGCAGCGAUCGAUUCUCCGACAUUUACAAGCUCCUGAACAGUACCGAACACGGCGGGGUGGCCGUGACACUACCGUACAAAACAGACGUCCUCAAAUUACUGGAUGAAGUCAGUCCAGAUGCCCAGGACAUCCACGCCGUAAACACAGUGGUCAUUCAGCGCAUUCAGCGGACCAACCAUCCGUCUUCUAAGAUCUUAAAGGGAUAUAAUACGGAUUACCUCGGGAUCCGCGACUGCAUCAACAAACAUCUCUCUCCCGCCAACGCCAUCCGACAUGGCACAACUGCCUUGAUAAUAGGCGCAGGUGGUAUGGCCCGCGCAGCUAUCUACGCAUGCUACCAGCUGGGCGUUCGUCAGAUCUGCAUCUAUAAUCGGACUAUUUUCAAUGCGCAGAAACUAGCCGAGUACUAUACUCGUUGGGCUGAGAAGAAGGACACCCGUUUGCAGAUAGAGGUUCUGCGGUCAGGCAAUGACCCCUGGCCGGCGGGGUUCCGUCAACCGACGAUCAUCGUGGCGUGCUUGCCUGCGCCAGCCGGUGGACAGUUACGGGCUCCUAUUACGAUGGAGAUACCGGGGCAGUGGUUGAGGAGUACGACCGGAGGUGUUUUUAUCGAUGUCGCAUAUGGAAUGCCACAAACGAAGCUGAGAAUGGCUAUGAAUGAACGAUCGAGUAUGGGCUGGGUCGUGGUUGAUGGGCUGGUGGUGUUGUUGGAGCAGGGCAUUGCGCAGUAUGAGCUGUUUACGGGAAGACCGGCGCCGGUGCAUGUUAUGAGGGGGGUGUUGAGGGAGUACACUAAUGCUGUUACCUAACAGGUACUGUGUGUAUCUUGCUUGUUUAUAUGGUUCCUGUAGGUUCCUUUUACUUUUUAGCGACACUCCAGUUGAUUUCAAUGCGC
Messenger RNA from Aspergillus vadensis CBS 113365, 2383 nucleotides. RefSeq names its product putative pentafunctional AROM polypeptide. The record is from RefSeq and is a predicted model, not a curated record. NCBI's taxonomy places the organism in Eukaryota, Fungi, Ascomycota, Eurotiomycetes, Eurotiales, Aspergillaceae. Gene Ontology annotation, molecular function: shikimate 3-dehydrogenase (NADP+) activity; 3-dehydroquinate dehydratase activity. The transcript is spliced from 2 exons. The coding region runs from base 45 to 2297 and encodes 750 amino acids. Gene Ontology annotation, biological process: shikimate metabolic process; chorismate biosynthetic process.